CCUCCAACGCUUCCUGUGUUUGGGCGGGACGAUGCCCAUAAACUGCUAGAUGGGAUGCUUAUAUAAAUAUAUAGGGCUUCAACUAUCCAUCAAGUGACUGGGAAGAUGAUGAACGGUGGUUUUGAUGAUGACUCUAAUUGGCAAUUGUAGACUUGAGACUGCACCAGCAGAUUUUCAACUCUCAACUACAAAUCAAACGAGGCAUUGCUUCUCUGGAUAUAUUGAAUAUCACCGAUUGACAGAUGGAAUGAGCAAAGGGAAAAUGGAACUUUUCCAGGUCCUCUGUAGAUGGCAGCAACUGUGCUUCCCACUGUUUUGUCCAAGUUGGCAGAGAUGACUCUUGAAUGAGAAGCGAACUUUCACAAAUUUGUUCAAUUUAAAGUGAUGAAUUAAAUAAGAAAUUUUGGACUGUAUGUUAGAAAAACUAGUUUCUUUCUUCUGUAGUCCAUAACUUGACAUUGUAAACAUGAGACUAAGGGACUUGCCUAGAGUUUCAUAAUAUGGAUUUUGAUUGUCAAAUCUACUAUGAUAAAUUUGCAAUUCCUGUAAUUGCAUUGAAUUGCAGAGUAUUUCAGCUUUACUCUUUGACCUAUUUACCUGUAUGCUGGUUCUAGUGUUACAGUCUUUGUCAAUUUAAAUUUGUGAUUCUUCACUGUUCUUUUUGCUAAAGCAAUGCACAUUCUCUUGUUCAGACAGGGCCAGAUGCAAUAAAUUUCAACGACACACGAUAUACCCAUUGCAAGGGCAGCAUAUACAUUCCUGCAGGGUGGAACAAGGGCCAAAUUGUCUGUCAGCGGUCUCAGCUUUCAAGUGAAUUCUGUUCAGCUCUGGCUUAUCUCCUGAUAGUUCACUGAAGGAUUAUGUAUUAGCUUUAAUUAAACUCCCUGUUUUCUUCCAUGGGGGCACAACCAUUGGCAUCUUAAGUAACAUUCAGACAGCCAACAUGAUGAUGUCAAUUCUGAAACAAAAAUGAGGCGAAGCACAGAGCUCAUUGCCAGCACAGGGUAAAAAGAUAUACAGAUUCCUUGACCAGUUUUUCAGGGCUUGAAAAAUCUCUCCUUUUUUCAUACAAAGAAAGCUAAGGCUGGAGGAUUGAUUUGCUUGUAUCUUGUGAUCUUUGUAUCGAUUAAAAAUCAACUUUCUCUCUUUGCGUGGACUACAUUUCAGCUUGAAAAAUACAAGGAAUCAGCUGAAGCAUAUUUUAGUGAUGGUAAAUCUGGAUGGCACUGGCUGCAAACUGCUUUAUUGUGAAGUAAUACAUUUGAGUUCCUGAA
Messenger RNA from Rubroshorea leprosula, 1274 nucleotides. NCBI's taxonomy places the organism in Eukaryota, Viridiplantae, Streptophyta, Magnoliopsida, Malvales, Dipterocarpaceae. The record is from the annotation of a GenBank genome assembly.